AUCAAGGCAUCUUCACUCCAUAGGUGGUUGUGGUAGUGAAUGGAACUAGGAAACACGCCAAAGAGCUGUGGUGUCAGAUUGGAGAAGACUGAGACUCUUACCAGACUGUUGUGAAGAAGUAGUGUGUUAAGAAGCAGCUGGAGUGAUGGUUCAAACGCUUCAGGAGGCCCUGGAGGACUCGGAGAUAUUCCGAGGCCUACAACACCACCCCAGGACCUUCAGGUUCACGGAGGAGGUGAGGGUGGUGCUGACGGUGGUGGACCGGCCGCCUCACCUUUACGUAAAGGAACAGGAUGAUGGCAGCCUCAGUGUAUCGGGACCCAUGGCUAAUGUCCUCCAUGUUAUGGCGAGCUCACUCAACUUUACGUACCAUCUGAUCAGACCCGUUGACAAAAUAUAUGGCAGUGAGUUGGACAAUGGGACCUGGUCUGGUAUGACAGGUCACAUCGUAAGGAAGGAAGCAGACAUUGCUUUAUCACCAUAUAGUCGUAGUGUGGAAAAGAAUAAAUUCCUCGAGUAUACUCAUUCAAUAUACUAUGAUUUUCUACAAUUUGUUGCGGGAAAAGGUCAACCAGAAAUCGACCCGUGGGGAUUUCUGUUCCCGCUGGAUUCCGUAGUGUGGGCGGCACUGUUGGCAUCCCUGGUGAUAACUUGGUUGGCAAUGGUGGUGAUUGGCAGCAACAAUAAUGAAAAGGGUGUUGGAUGCUUCACAUGGAUCACUGACUUAUUUCUAGAACAUCUAAGAGUAGCCCUUCGUCAAGACUUUUGCUUGGAGCAGCGACAUGGUAGUGAGAGGAUGUUGGUAUUAGGGUGGAUGGUUGUGACGAUGAUGGUGACGUGGAGCUACAGUGGCAACUUGGUCUCUCUACUGGCGGUGCGAUACAUCCCCAAGCCGUUACAGACCCUCAGGGACCUGCUCGACUCCUCCGUCACUCUGAUCAUGACUCGCAACGAUAUCUUCAGAAAUUUCCUUCUCACAGUGAAGAGUGGUGACCUGAAAGGUUUGGGGAAUCUAUACAAGGUGGGUCGGGUCAAAUACCAGUUAUCGAAAACCUUCCCGGACGUGAUGGAGAAUCUGGUCACCAAGGGUCACCACGUCCUCUUCAGCCCUGGCCUCGGUCUUGACCGACUCGCUGCCAACUACUUCGCAAACACAGGACGAUGUGACUUCUAUAAGAUGCGAAUGGCGCUGUUUCCCAUCACCCACUGCAUCAUCGGACUCAAAGGAAAUCUGCUCGUUCGUGCCAUGAGUUAUAGGGUGAGGGCCAUACUGGAGUCUGGGCUGUACGACCACUGGUUGAUGAGCAGUAUCCCCUUCUCCACCGUGUGUCGCCAUGCGCCCUCCAUCAUCACAGUCAGGGAACCUCUCGCCAUCAACAAUCUCUGGGGGAUGUUGGUGUUACUGGGCGCAGGACUACUGCUGGCUCUGGUCACCUUCUGUCUGGAACUUUACGUCGACAAACGUUGCAGUGAUGGGGCCUUGUAAACCUCCACACCGUUAGAACCCCAUCACCCAGCACAACUGUAGCCACAUGAUGUACUGCGUUUGUGUCCCAGCUCUUACUCACCGUCACUGACGAGGUUGUGGGGAGUUGACUAACUGAUAUUCACCACUGUCGGGUAUCGUCGAGCUGACUACCAACGUAUGCAGUUGAUCAAGACAAUAAAAAUAUAAUUGUAUUACACCUUAUUUCUUAUGUACUUUAGAACAAGCAAGGUUAUUUUAAUAUCUAGAAAUAUUUUUUUUUAUUGUUCUGCACACCCGAAAUUUCCAUGUUAUAGCUACUCAGUACAGUGCCUCUGUAUGUUUUAUGAAGCCUACUGUAAAAUCUAAACGUAGUUAAGGUGUAUGUAUAAAUAUACUAUUAAACCAACA
Messenger RNA from Homarus americanus (American lobster), 1876 nucleotides. RefSeq names its product probable glutamate receptor. NCBI's taxonomy places the organism in Eukaryota, Metazoa, Arthropoda, Malacostraca, Decapoda, Nephropidae. The record is from RefSeq and is a predicted model, not a curated record. Gene Ontology annotation, molecular function: glutamate-gated receptor activity. The transcript has 10 exons. Gene Ontology annotation, cellular component: membrane. The coding region runs from base 146 to 1486 and encodes 446 amino acids.